GACUUUCAGCAGUUGUAAGAUUUGAGGUUAUAGUAGAUUUGUAUUGUUUAAAUUUCCUCAUUACAAAAAAAAUUGUGUUACAAUCUUAUUAUUGUGAACAUGUAAUUGAUUUUUUCUGCAAUUACAUGGCAUUCAACAAUUGUGGCUCGGAGUAAAAGUGAAAUGGUGUUUGGAAACCACGAAAAACUGUUUUGUGAUAGUGCGACGAAAAUGAUGCUCUCAACUAUAAUCAUUUUGAUUUCCGUCUCAAUAUCAAUAGGCUUACCAGCAAAACCAUUAAAUAUUGCUGAAGAAUUACAAAAUAAGAACUGUAGCCUGACAAAUAAAUACUUUAUAGAAAAAUUGGAAUUAAAUAAACUUUGCAAAUCAGUUGAGACCGAUGAUUCACCGUCUUCUCUACUUUGCUUGGCCUACAAGGAAUUGAAUGAGGAUUUUUGUAAAAUUGAUAAAAGUUCAGCUCAUUAUCGCAGUGGCUUGUAUGAUGAAAGUACAACCUUUGUUAUUCAUAACAUCUCUCAAUUCAACGCUACUCAGGUAGAUGAUUUCCUUCAAGGUUUGAAUAAAAGGGUGAAAGAUAUUAGAUCUUUUUAUCAGCUUUUGAACAGUUUUAGAGAGGAAUUGAAGCCGCACAAAUGGGCUUCAAAGUUUUUUGAUCGACUUAACUCAUUGAGUAAUAGUGAGCUUAUUUGUGGCUUGAAUGAUGUCCAACAUUUCUGCAGUGUUUUGCUCUGGGCUAGAACUUUGAAAAUGGAUCAAACUGUAAUUGAAAACAACAGUUCUAACUUCGAAAAUAAACAACAAUCCUCUACUGAAACCCUGAAAUCGCCGAGUCGCACAGCCGAAGAAGAAAUGACCUUGAACGAGUCCUCGACCAAUCGCGAUGCAGCAUCCGCCGCACAUGCGCUGAACAAAUCGGAGACAUCUGUGAUUGGCCAUUCGUCGACGACAGUUGGCAGCCCUGUUGUGCUGCCUGCAGCUGAUCACACCAGUGAUGCCAACACUGCAAAAAAACCAACCUCAACCGUCAGCAACCCUGGCGUAAGUCAAAACGGAAAUAUGGAAGGCAAUGUUGCCAAAAACGAAAAUGUGAACAGAGAAGAGGUGAAAGAUAACAGGUACGAAGUAGUGGAUGAGGAGAGGCAGGCGGAGGAGUUGAAAAGCAAUGCGAAUAAGGAGGAGGAGGAGAAGAAAGACGAUGUCGGUUUCAGCGAGGUGAAGGUAGCUGGUGAUCUUGAGGACAAGGAGCCGCCGCCCGCCAAAGUGGGCGUGGCUAUGGAGGGGGAGGUGAACCAAGAUGGCGGCGGUGUGCAGACGUCACACGUGAUGAGCAUCAAGGACCGGAACGAGGAGGAGGCCGCGGUCAGCGGUCAGUUUGACACCAACUUCAACCAGGCCGACGACAAGGCAACAGCUGACGACCCGGAUUUUGGGGGGCAACCCAACGAGAUGGAAGAUACAGAUGAUGACGGCCAAGAACUACCAGUAAAGACAGGAUCGGCAGUAGGUGUGAUUAGUAGCGGCAGUGGUGUGGAGCAGAUGCCGGUGAUAGGGCGAGGCGGUGAUGAGACGCACUUCUACUCCUACUUUGUAUCCAUGGGAGCCAUCAUUGUGCUGCUCUAUCUCAUGCUGCACUACAAGAAAAAGCUGCUGGCUCUGGCGGUGGAAGGGCGGCGAGGUCGCGCACACGGCUCAGGCCGCAGACGGCCGAAUACGGCUGCAUACAGCAAACUGGACAGCAACCUCGAAGAGGCCAUGGCUUCCAACAUGUCGCAGGCGUCUGUCACGCAUGUCCUCUACUAACUAGUCACUGCAGCAGACGUCCAACGUAACAAGGCCGUUACCCAUGUUAUGGGUGUGUUCAUCUAUGCUAGUGAAGGGGUCAAGUCAUAGAUAAAAGAUAGCGUAAGAAAAUGGUUUGUCGAAUUCAUUCAAAGUUUGGAAGUUU
This is a messenger RNA of Nilaparvata lugens (brown planthopper), 1945 nucleotides long. RefSeq names its product trans-Golgi network integral membrane protein 2. The coding region runs from base 163 to 1800 and encodes 545 amino acids. NCBI's taxonomy places the organism in Eukaryota, Metazoa, Arthropoda, Insecta, Hemiptera, Delphacidae. The record is from RefSeq and is a predicted model, not a curated record. The transcript has 6 exons.